This is a messenger RNA of Triticum turgidum subsp. durum (durum wheat), 1359 nucleotides long. Lineage: Eukaryota; Viridiplantae; Streptophyta; Magnoliopsida; Poales; Poaceae. The record is from the annotation of a GenBank genome assembly.
AUGCCGAUACUCCGCCACCUGCUGCAGCGCUCGGCGGCGUUCCUGGGCACCACUAAUGGGGAGAUCUCGUCUCAACACAGCGCACGCACUGCGCUUCGCACGCGGGCAGCCCGUUGGCGCCACUGCACCGCACCGUGGCAGCCCGUUGCACCCGCAGCUCCUUCUGCGGAAGGAUAUAAAGCUUGCCACUACAGUGCGGAGGUGCUAGGCUCGAUCCAAGGGCGUAUGUUCCACAACAUCAUCAAGCAGAGUGGUCGACCGCCUGCAUUAGCACAAGCGGCGUUGCUCCAUCGACGCCACCACACCACCCCAUGGCGUGGGGAGUUCUCGGCCUCAACUCAGGGACGGCCCCGCAACAGCAUCAAGAUCAAUGUUCAACCCCCUGGCAUCCGUCUCCCUCGGCGCUACUUCAGCACUCAGGCCCCAUCGAGAUCUGUUAGCUACUUUUGGUUUUUGUGCAAGGUCACGGCAGCGGCAGCUUUCAUCAACAUCAUGUGGUCGUUUGUCUACCACACCUAUCUCGUUCAGAUUCCGUACACCAGCCGCACCCCCAUCUUUCAGCUUGAGACUGUGCCCUAUACCAACCGGAUUCAUUUUGUCAUUCGCUCCCCCCAAGACGACCGCGAGUAUGCGGAGUCUUGUUUUGCUUUUGUCAGGAAGAAUCACUCAUCCAAGUUCCUUAGCCCACUCCACCCCGACAGUGUCCGUGUCAAUCUUAUCACAGCGCAACUUCUCCGUGCUGUUCAGCGUGGCCUUGACAUCAAGAACCGUGAUGUGGCCUUGGUUCAUGAAUCCUCUUGCAAACAUGUGAGCUUGGAUGCCAGGCAUGCAAUUGAGAGCAAGAAACAAGGCAAGUUAUGCAAAUCACAAUCACAAACAGCGCACCUUGAUGGGUUAGCCUGGGAGGUGAUUGUUGUUAAAAAUGAUAGGCAUGUUGGUGCAAUGUCGUGGCCCCAUGGCAAGAUUAUAGUAUUCACUGGAUUGCUCAACCAUCUGCAGACGGAUGCUGAAAUUGCUACUAUUCUUGCGCAUGAGAUCGCGCACAUGGUUGCCAGACACUCGUCAGAGUCAAUCGUCUACAAAAAGUGGUUUCCCUUUCCCCUCAAAGUGCACUUCAUAAGAAGGAUGGAGAUAGAGGCAGAUCGCAUGGGAAUGCUGAUAAUGGCUGCUGCUGGUUUCGAUCCACACAUAGCCCCUGUGGUUGCUGAGAAGCUAGUAGGGAAUGACAUAUAUCAUCCUUCGGGGAAGAAAAGAGCACGGCUUUUAUCUAGGGCAAAGGUCAUGGAUGAGGCACUGGAAUUAUAUAGAGAAGUUAUGUCGGCCAAGGCACCAGAGACUCAUCCUGCUACAGGUGCAUAG